UUCAGUAGACUUGAUCACAUAUUUAAGUCUUAAGUCGAUUCAAAAAUUAAUUGAAAUAUUUUUAAUUAAAAAAAGUUUCUCUAAAAUAAAACUAAAAUCCCAAGAAAACUUUGAAAUAUUAAAAUUUAUCAAAAAAUUAAAAGAAAAUAUUUUUUCAAAAAUUUAUAACAAAAAUGUUGAAGUUUAUUUUGCUUGGUUUAGCUUGCUCAGUAGUGAGUCAAAAGGUGGACGAAAAAAUGACACUGGAGGAGUGGGCUAAAGCAUUCCCAAUAGCUGGUACUCAAGAUCCUGAAUAUGAAAUUGUGCCUAUUCAUACAUCUAGACUUCAAAAGAGAGAUCUCAGUGGUGGAACUCAUAUCCAACUCAGAGCUUUUGGUAAUAAUAUUAAAUUAUGGUUGAAUCCUACUGAUGGAAUUUUAGCAGGAGAUAAAACUCCAGUGUAUGAGAUCGUAAAUGGACCUAAACUUCUUUAUUAUGGUGAUGCCAUGAAAAGGAUUGCUACUCAUCUUUAUGAAGAUUCAUCUCAUGCUGCUACAGUAGCUGUCAACAAGGUUGACAAUCAUGGUUACACUAUGACUGGAUACAUUGGAAGUAAUGAUAUAUAUCUUCGCCCAUUCCCUCAACGCCUGAUGAACAUGGUUAGAAGAUAUAGGAGGUCGGUUGAUAACAUUCCAGAGUCAGAACUAGAAAAUUAUACCUAUCAUGUUGCUUAUAAAAUGUCUGAACUACCAGACAGUGUAAAAUACCUUGAAGCUCCAUUAAGAGAUUCAUCAUCCAGAUCAAAACGAUCGAUUCACAGCACAGUGUAUCCUGAGGUUUUAGUAAUCGUGGAUUAUCCUCUUUACAAAUUGCUCAAUAGGGAUAUUUGGGAGGCUGUAUCUUAUCUUUUGCCAUUCUGGAAUGCCGUUGAUAUGAAAUUCCGAGGCCUAGAACAUCCAAGAUUUAGAUUGAAUAUCGCUGGAAUUAUUCUUGCAAAGGACCCCUAUGCUUUGAAAUACAUGGCAGCUAACAAAUUCAGCCGAGAUGAAUUAAUUGUUGAUAAAGCUUUAAAUGGAAGUAUUUCAUGGGUAUUCAAAUUGGAGCCAACUAUACCAGUAGAAAAAUAUGAUGUUGCUAUUACUAUGACAUCGGAUCAUCUUUGCAUGAUGAAUGGUCAAACUUGUCAGCGUGGAACCCUUGGUCUUGCAUAUGUAGGUGGAGCUUGUCAAAUUGACAGACUUUAUACUAGGGCUUCCAAAAAUGCUAUUAUCCAUGAUAAUGCUGGUUAUGAAGGAAUUCAUACCACUGCACAUGAAUUAGGACACUUAUUUGGUGCUAAACAUGAUGGUGUUCAUCAUGCUGACUGUUCUCAUCAAGAUGGUUAUAUGAUGGCUGGAAAUCUUGUUUUUGCUGGCAAAGCAUCAGAUUGGUCUCAAUGUACUUUGCAAGACUUUGAAGAAUACCUUUCGACUCAGGCUAGUAGCUGCCUUGAUAACUUACCGAAUGCUGGAAAUCCAGUGCACCGAUUCCUACCCGGUAAAUUGAUGGAUGCAGAUGAGCAGUGUAAAAGACUGAAAGGUACUCAUGCUGGUCAUAAAGUCGAUGAAAAUGUGUGCCAGAUACUCUUUUGUCAAAGCCCUACAAAUCCUUCAGAGUUCGUAGCAACAUCUGAAGCUGCUGAUGGAACCAAAUGUGGUGAAGGGAAAAUCUGUUUGCAUUCAAAAUGUGUCGAUGAAAAUAGUAUUAUUUAGUCAUAGAUUUAACAAAGAAGAUAUAAUAUAUUUUUGUUUGCCAUAUCGUACAGUAUUGUAUCAAACUUUAAA
This is a messenger RNA of Chelonus insularis, 1802 nucleotides long. Its product is annotated as venom metalloproteinase 3-like. Bases 174 to 1730 code for a protein of 518 amino acids. Gene Ontology annotation, molecular function: metalloendopeptidase activity. Gene Ontology annotation, biological process: proteolysis. The transcript is spliced from 10 exons. Lineage: Eukaryota; Metazoa; Arthropoda; Insecta; Hymenoptera; Braconidae. The record is from RefSeq and is a predicted model, not a curated record.